Molecule: messenger RNA, 2415 nt
Organism: Hypoxylon trugodes
Lineage: Eukaryota; Fungi; Ascomycota; Sordariomycetes; Xylariales; Hypoxylaceae
Product: beta-lactamase/transpeptidase-like protein
Exons: 7
Coding region: 476-2194 (572 amino acids)
Source: RefSeq, a predicted model, not a curated record
GGAUUUUUGUUGAUAACGUGAAUUUGCCAAGCUAUUUCCUAACGUUGCACUGCAAAUUCCUUUCUAGAGAUAAUUAGCAACAGAACUGACGACAACAUGCUUAUUCUAGCUCUGGACCGAACGAGCAAUAACUUUAUCUUCAAUUCUAGGCCCGCGUCUUCUAGGAUACCCCAUAGAGUUAUAUAGUAACCCCAGGUUCCAUCGCGAGAAUGCGGAACUCUGCUUUUAGCCACGAGAAAUGACCAUCUCAUUAUUGGUUGGCAGGCCCCUGUAUACAUCGUCAAUAUAAAUUUCCAACGAUCUGGGCACGACCCUUGGAUAUUCCCACGGGACCGGUCCUCACCUACGUCCUCGAGGGUUGCUUUUGGGUCUUCGUUUUAUUUAGCCCUGCGAAAGGAAUGAUACUGCCAAGUAUAAUAUCCUAAUUCUAGUUUUAUUUUUAUCGUUCUUUUCAUUUGGCUUGUGGUGCCCCAAAAUGUUCUUCAGAAGAGUCGGCCUGGUGGUAGGCUGGAUCAUAUCGAUUUCAUCUGCUGCCCCUACAUGCCCAAUCGAUGGGCCUGCUUUCCCUAAGCCUGCCCGGCUUUCAGAAAAUGAAGCGGUCAAAGCCGCAAUAGCGGCUUUAAACGAUAAAUUCGCCAAUAUAACGGCCGGGGCUCAGAAUUAUUCGUUGUCUGUGCAAGUCUUCUCAGCCAACGACGAAAAGCCGAUUUUUUCAUUGUCCCACACAGCACCGAAACUCGCAACCCAAAAUUCGACCGGCGUGAAAACCGUUGACGAGAAUACGGUAUUCAGACUCGGGAGUUUGACAAAGAUAUAUACGAUAUAUUCAUUCUUGAUCAACGCUGGAGACAAGUACUGGAAUGAUCCUAUCACCAAAUAUGUCCCUGAACUUCAAGCAUUGGCAAACAGAACGGACCCAGUCAACUACGUGGCGUGGGAUGAAAUUACUUUGGGAGGUUUGGCAUCGCAGAUAACGGGAAUCCCACGUGAAUAUGCAUUGCUAGGAGAAUUGACGCAGUCGAAAGAGACAAGAGACCAAGUGCUUCAACUUGGAUUUCCUCCGCUAACUGCAGAGGAAAAGCCUCCAUGUGGUGCAUAUCCAACCUGUGAUCGAGAGCAAUUCUUUGACGGGAUUGGCAUGUUCUACCCAUCACUCGCCCCUUUUCAAACACCGGCAUACUCCAAUGUUGCAUUCCAGCUACUUGGUUAUGCUCUCGAAACAAUUACAGGCAAAAAGUUUCAAGCCUUGAUGGAAGAUACGGUUAUCAAGCCGUUGGGAUUGAACCAUACAUUCCUCCAUGCGCCGGAUAACUCACUUGGAGUUAUUCCUGGAAAUACUACUACCACAGGAUGGUCUUUUGAUAUCGGCGAAUCAUUAGCUACGGGGAAUAUGUAUGCCUCAGCAUCCGAUUUAUCUGCGUUGGGCCGAGCUAUCCUUAGUCACAAGUUGCUUUCGCCAGUAACAACAAGACGCUGGCUCAAACCAUUUGCCUUCUCAUCGGACCCGCUAGCAAUGGUUGGUAUGCCAUGGGGCGCCAGGAGAAUAAAACUAGAAGACACCUACCGGUACACUACAGCUUAUAAUAAAGCUGGAAACAUCGGUGACUACAGUGCUCUCUUGGCUAUUCUACCAGAUUUCGACAUUGGAAUUUCUAUUCUCAUCGCUGGUGACCUUCCGGGUAAUGCGGGCUUCAAUCUCGCCGAUAUAAUCGGCGAGCCCAUUAUACCUGCAAUGGAACAGGCGGCCAGGGCAGAAGCAGCGGCGAUAUAUAAUGGACAUUAUGUCUCGCCUGACAAAAAGAUCAACUCCUCUAUGACCAUCACCACCGACGAUCUCCCCGGAUUGAGCAUAUCGCAAUGGUUUAGUAACGGAACAGAUUUCGCUUGGAUCGCGACAGUAUUGCAGAACCAAUACUAUCCGCUCACUCCACGUAUUAGGCUUUAUCCAAGCGGACUCGAGGGACCAGGCGCCAACGGCGGGAAGCGUGUGGCUUUUAAGGCUAUGUUUGAGGACGCAGAUGCCCCUAGAAAUGACGGCAAGAUGUUUUCCACAGAGUGCGGCUCGUGGGUUUCUAUCGAAUCGGUGAUAUACGGAUCGGCUGCCGUGGAUGAAUUGAUUUUCGACCUAGACUCAAGCGGUAAGGUUGUCGGUGUUACCUCGCCGUCGUUGAGGGUGACUCUAAAUAAGGAAUGAACUUACCUACCUUCUAAGGUAGCUACAAUAUUGUAUUAAUAGAAUCGGUAUCGUUUGGACCUUUGGGUUCUGGUUAAUGAUUAUUUGGAUCCGACAGUAUCAUUUUUUGAAACUUUCCCCUUUUUGAAGUAGAACGCGUCGGAACGAUUACCCCUAAAUCCUAGAUCAACCUAUGAUCUUAUAGGUAGAUGAAAAAGAUAAUAAUAAAUCAGAGUUAUUGA